Molecule: messenger RNA, 1092 nt
Organism: Ficedula albicollis (Collared flycatcher)
Lineage: Eukaryota; Metazoa; Chordata; Aves; Passeriformes; Muscicapidae
Gene: IBSP
Product: integrin binding sialoprotein
Exons: 6
Coding region: 73-1011 (312 amino acids)
Biological process (GO): ossification; bone mineralization; extracellular matrix organization
Cellular component (GO): extracellular region
Source: RefSeq, a predicted model, not a curated record
GGAGUGGUGCUGGUUCUUUCUAGCUGAAAAGAGAGCCCUCGACGUGUUUUGGUGUUCCUAGAGACAGCAGCCAUGAGGAGUGUCCUGGUGCUGGUCUGCCUGCUGGGCAUGGCGUGUGCCUUCUCGGUCAAGAGCUGGCUGCGGCGACCCAAGUGGGACAACUCGGAAGAGAACGCGGUUUUCAAGAGCCGGCACCGGCAUUACCUGUACAGGUACAUCUACGUGUAUCCCCCGCAGCGACGGUACCAGGGCAGUGACUCAUCCGAGGAAGAGGGGGAUGGCUCGGAGGAGGAGGAAGGGGGGGAGCCAUUUUAUGCUGGCACCAAGGCAGCUGGACACCCUGCUGGAGCAGCUCCUGGGGACUGCCAGGAUGCACUGGGAGGAUAUGUCUCAUCCCCCCAGCAGGGCAAGGACUGCCAAGGCACCCUGAAAGGGAUCAGGCAGAGGAUUGCCAGCAAGGGGGAGGACUCUGAAAAUGAAGACAGUGAUGAGAAUGAGGAGGAAGAGGAGGAAGAGGAGGAAGAAGAAGUAGAUGAGAAUGAGAAUGGUGUCAAUGGCACAAGCACCAAUACCACAGAGGGUAUUGGACCUCAUGGCAACGGCACUGUGGCAGCUGAGGAGGGCACUGGUGAAGCUGAGGAAGAGGAGGAGGAAGAAGAAGAAGAGGAAGAGGAGGAGGAGGAGGAGGAGGAGGAGGAAACCGAAGCCACCACCAUCCCAAGCACCACCAACGACGAGGGUCUGACCCAGGCGACAACUAUGGAUGAUGGGGGACCCACAGACGCCACCACAGACGCCACCACAGAUGCCACCACGGCUGGGGAGCUGUGGGAGUACGAUGUGACAGCCAGGGAGCACAGCCGGGGCGAGGAGGGCACCACCGAGCCGGGGUACGAGGAGCAGGACGAGUACGCCCGCGGGGACAGCUACCGCGCCUACGAGGAUGAGUACGGCUACUACAAAGGGCACGGGUACGACGUGUAUGGCCAGGAUUACUACUACAGCCAGUGAGCAGGGGGACAGCCCUGCUGCUGUCCCUGCCUGCCCAGCCACUCAGGAAGCUGCACCAAAGGCUCCCUGGAGCCACCGCAC